Molecule: messenger RNA, 1345 nt
Organism: Colletotrichum navitas
Lineage: Eukaryota; Fungi; Ascomycota; Sordariomycetes; Glomerellales; Glomerellaceae
Exons: 1
Coding region: 340-1026 (228 amino acids)
Source: RefSeq, a predicted model, not a curated record
CCGCUCUGCAAUGGUUAACUAGGCUUGGGCUUCAGCCUAUGUUGUCUGAAUAACUGAAGUGAAAAACGUUGCAUAUUGUCCAUCUUCAAGUGCAGCAACAACGCGGCUGGGGGGACGCGGAGAGAAAAGCAUACUAUGACCCCUAUUCUAAACUAUCACGACCCAGUCAAAAGCUCACUUCAUCAGCCCCUCCAUGAAGCCUCAAUGAAGCCCAGCUCGCUCCCCUCCAUGCUCUUGAUGCCCAGGAACUCGUACCGCUCGUUUGCCUCGGCAAACAGCCUCUCGUAGGCCUCGGCCUGCCGGUCCUUCGCGUUGAAGUUGGCGAGCAUAACCAGGUCCAUGUACCUCUUCUCCCUCUCCAUGGCCCGCGGCCUCCAACGGCGGCAUCACGCUGUCCAUGGCCGGGACUCGCGCGCCCUUGUCGAGCGCCGCUGUAAAGGUCCGCAAGAUGUGCACGCAGUACUUGUCCGGCCAGUUGUGGAAGACCCAGCGGAAGAGCUACACCUUGGCGCCCCUGGCGGGUUGCGCGUCGAGGAACGAGUGCGCCAGGAGCUCGACGGGGAGGUGGGUGACUUUCGGCGCCGUGGCAAUUGUCUGCGGGAGGCCCUACUCGCUGUCAGCUCUUCCAUCGAAAGCACCAUGUUCUCGUUAUUUGGCUCCGUUCCCGUGAUCUUGACUCACCUGCACGAGAAAUCUCAGAUGCGGGAACCUGCUCGCAGCAGCCGCCGCCGCAGCGAAACCCCGUCGCGCUUGUCAAUCAUGUUCAUGGCCGUCUGCGCGCGUCCUGCCCUCGCCGGCUCGCGCUCUAGGACCUUGAACCACGUUGUUGGCUUCUCCUCUGCGCCCUGCAGAGCGGCGUGCAGAACGCUCGCCGCCGCGUCAGCAGGCUCGUCCGCCCGCGGGUGGCGCGCCAGCGCCUCCGCGAUGAACCGCACGUGCAGCCCGUUGUCCGGGGUCCGGAGGCCUAGCACACAUUUUCGACGAUGGAAUCUGUUGCCUACAGCCGGCUUGCCGUCGAGUGCGUGACGUGGCCCCGGCUUGGCUCGCGGAAGACGCGGUAGAGCACUGGGGGGCGCACCAUCGUCUCCAGCGGCGACUGCGCGAGGCCCGUCCGCCGCGCGAGCUCCGCGUACGUGAUGCCCUCAUCGUCGCCGAGCGGGACCGCCCGCGGGGGCGCGAAGCGGAAGACGGUGGCGGCGUCGGUUUUGGCGUUUUUGGAGAAGUUCAUGAGUAUCGCGCGGGGGCCCUGGACGAGCUCGUGCAACUGAAGCGCGGCAUCUUGCAGCGAACGGCAAGCCGCCUGGAUAUCUGCCGGGAGGGCAUCCGUGUGUCGAGAGUCUGCCCG